AUAGUGUAAUUUCCUUCACCAAAUAAAGAAUUAUGCAUCUAUUUAAAUCUGAUAAUCAUGCUUAUUUUUAUAUUGUUUAAUUUGUCAUAAGUAAUCGUUUUUUAGUCUAUUAGUUUGUAUAUUGAAUCUCUUAAACAAAAUAUGUUCAAAAUAAUAAAGCAAUCUCUCUAAAAAUGGGUUUACCAUCAAAACAUAUCGAGCCUGUUUAUCCUUUAACUUAUAUCGGAUAUGAAAAAUUACUACACAAUUUUAGGUAUUGCGAAAAAUGCAACUCGUGCUGAUAUUAGAAAGGCAUAUCUGCAAAAGGCAAAGCUUUACCAUCCAGAUCUAAACAAAUCGCCGUCAGCAGCUACGAAGUUCAAGGAAAUUAGCGAAGCAUAUAACACCCUUUACGAUGUUAACAAGCGCCGAGAUUAUGAUUCAUCCAGUGUUUUUGGCUCAUCUUAUAAAUAUGGAAGGACUACUUCUUACAACACUGGUACUAGACAAACACAAUAUCGCAAUACUAUGAAUGAACAUCCAUUCAAUUUUGAUAACUUUGAAGAACAGUUUAGAGCAGAAGCCGAACAAUUACGUAGACAAUGGCAACAAAUGGAGGCUGACAAGAUUAGAAGAGAAGCAGAAGACAUGAAAGGCUGGGAUCAAGCGUUCAAAUUUGGUAAUUUUACUGAUGCGCAUAUAUUUAUUUCAAACUUGCGCUACCUGUUAUACUUGAUCAACAAAAUUCUUCCUCUCGUUAUCUUUCCACUGGUACUCCUAUUUUAUACUACCAAAGAGAUGAUAAGUAGUAGUAACACCAACCGACGUCGAAUCCAGGUCGUCUACGACUCGUAUGGAAGAGCAUAUUCUUUUGAUACAUAUGGCAGGAGAUAUCGGAUGCCAGAAUUCGACAAGCAUUAG
This is a messenger RNA of Theileria equi strain WA, 900 nucleotides long. RefSeq names its product DnaJ domain containing protein. Gene Ontology annotation, cellular component: endoplasmic reticulum membrane. The record is from RefSeq and is a predicted model, not a curated record. The coding region runs from base 229 to 900 and encodes 223 amino acids. NCBI's taxonomy places the organism in Eukaryota, Apicomplexa, Aconoidasida, Piroplasmida, Theileriidae. Gene Ontology annotation, biological process: cellular response to misfolded protein. The transcript has 7 exons. Gene Ontology annotation, molecular function: Hsp70 protein binding.